Molecule: messenger RNA, 1363 nt
Organism: Macadamia integrifolia
Lineage: Eukaryota; Viridiplantae; Streptophyta; Magnoliopsida; Proteales; Proteaceae
Exons: 7
Coding region: 332-1363 (343 amino acids)
Biological process (GO): establishment or maintenance of cell polarity; cell migration; actin filament bundle assembly
Cellular component (GO): actin cytoskeleton; cytoplasm
Molecular function (GO): hydrolase activity, hydrolyzing O-glycosyl compounds; actin filament binding
Source: RefSeq, a predicted model, not a curated record
CGUGCCCAGAUAUAGAAUAAAGUUCCUCCUCCUCGGUGUGGAUUUCCUUGUCUACUUUGUUAUAUGUGCAUGUAAUGGUUGUACAGGUCUUAAAACAUAUUAAUAAUGUUUGUUGACAGAGUUCUACCUUGGAUUAAUUGGAUGAUAAGAAAGGAAUUCUGAGGUUCUCUUUUAAGUCGGUGUUGUGUUGGAUGGGGAUGGGGCUUGAAUUAUCAUCUCAAUUGGGUAUUUGGGUUACUUUGAUUGCAGAUUUGCUGCAUUUUCACUUCCCUUUGGGUUACUGUAUUAGACCAGAAGUUGCUGGCAUCAAGAGAAUUCCAUCUUUUUUUGCAUGGAAACUGGUUUCUGCAGUUCGGUUCUUGCAGUUUCCUUGUGUUGUUGGCUACUCAUCCUUUCUAGAGUAUGCUCAGGGGGGAAUUUGAAUGGGGUCCGUAAAGUUAGAGGUGUGAACCUGGGAGGAUGGUUGGUUGUGGAAGGAUGGAUUAAACCUUCUCUGUUCGACGGUAUCCCCAAUGGAGAUAUGCUUGAUGGAACCCAAGUACAGUUCAAAUCAGUGGCACUGCAGAAGUAUGUUUCUGCAGAAAAUGGAGGAGGUCAAGCAGUAACUGUAGUCAGAGACGUACCUUCAUCGUGGGAAACCUUCAGGUUGUGGAGAGUAUCUGAGACAGAAUUUCAGUUCCGUUCCCUUGGAGGCCAGUUCCUGACAUGUGAUGCUGAAGGGGAUUCUGUAUCAGCAACAGAAGAAUCACCAUCCAUGAAAGAAACAUUUUCUGUUGAAAGAAAUAGUGAUAACAGAAUUCACAUUAAACUUAAAAGUGGUAUAUAUCUUCAGGCGACCUUAGCAAACCAGCUCACAGCAGACUAUCCAGGGAAGCCAGGCUGGGAUGACAACAUGGCCACAUUUGAAAUGAUUAUUGUAGCAAAUAACUUGCAUGGAGAUUACCAGCUUGCUAAUGGUUAUGGGCAUGACAAAGCCAAGGAAGCACUUACGGAACAUAGAAACAACUUUGUCAAAGAGGAGGACUUUAUUUUCCUGCACAGGCACGGGAUAAAUACAGUGAGGAUACCAGUCGGUUGGUGGAUUGCCCGAGAUCCAAACCCACCACCACCUUUUAUUGGGGGUUCUCUGGCAGCCCUUGAUAAUGCAUUCUCAUGGGCACUGAUGUAUGGCAUAAGGUGCAUUAUUGACCUUCAUGCAGCUCCAGGAUCCCAAAAUGGAAUGGAACAUAGUGCCAGUAGAGAUGGUUCAGUAGACUGGCCGGCAUCUCUAGAUUACAUCUCACAAAGCUUGGAUGUUAUUGAUUUUUUGGCUUCCAGGUACUUCAUAUCAAACCUUUAUAAGCUCCAUGAUAUAGGAUCAUGA